GAUGAGCGCUGUGUAGAUAAUGUUUCUCUAUGUAGCCUGUGAUGAUCUAAAGCAAAGCAAUACAGAGCCUUCUCUAAAAGCCAUAAAGCAGUCCGCAAAUGUGAUGCACGGAUUUGCACAAUCAAAGCGACAUCGCUCUUAUAUUGAGUGGAUGUUAUAUUUCAACUCUCCGUGAACGGAUGUUGUGUUCGUUUCUUGGUCGUUCCUGCUGGAGCUGCACCGGGCCUUUGCUAUGCAGUAAUGGAGCAGCUAUUAUUUCUUAUAAUUUUCUACUUGCUUCCUACUCCCAUCUCGUCCAUACAUAAUUCAACGACCGGAGGAUGUGCAAUCAUUCGUCCCCCCAGAGACGGAGGGAUUCGCUACAGAGGACUGACUCAGGAACAGAUCCGCAGUGUGCAGAUCUUGCCAGUAGACUAUGAGAUAGAAUAUAUCUGUAGAGGUAGCAGAGUUAUUGUGGGGCCCAAGGUCCAAAAGUGCCUCCCCAAUGGCACCUGGACUGACAUGAACCAGCUCAGCAGAUGCUUAUUGGUUUGCUCGCGUUCUUGGAUGUCUCUGGAGAACGGGAGGUUGGCGCUGCAGCCCCCUGGACAACCAGUAGAGGGCACAGUUCUUCACUACAGCUGUCAUGCUGGCUUCCUAUUGGAGGGUUUCAGUAUCUCACACUGUACCAAGCUGGGCAAAUGGGACUCUCCUAAACCACUCUGUGUCUAUGACAGUAAUUAUACAGGUAAGAAGAAACUGUACAUCGGAGCUCUGUUUCCCAUGAGUGGAGGAUGGCCCGGUGGUCAAGCGUGUCUCCCCGCAGCCCAGAUGGCUUUAGAUCUCGUGAACAACCGGACCGACAUUCUGCCGGACUACGAGCUGGAGCUCAUUCAUUACGACAGUAUGUGUGAUCCAGGAGAGGCCACUAAACUGCUGUAUGACUUGCUGUACACAGAGCCCAUAAAGAUUGUGUUGAUGCCGGGCUGCAGCUCCGUGUCUACGCUGGUGGCCGAGGCGGCACGCAUGUGGAACCUUAUAGUGUUUUCAUACGGCUCCAGUUCUCCAGCUUUAUCCAACCGCCAGCGCUUUCCCACUUUCUUCCGUACGCACCCGUCAGCAACUCUGCAUAAUCCCACACGUGUGCGACUCUUCCAGAAGUGGGGAUGGACAAAGAUUGCCACCAUCCAACAGACCACUGAAGUUUUUACCUCAACUUUGGAUGAUCUGGAGGAGCGUGUGAAGGAGGCCGGCAUUGAGAUAAGCGUUAGACAGAGCUUCCUCACGGAUCCCGCAGUGGCUGUCAAAAACUUGAAGCGUCAAGAUGCUAGAAUCAUAGUCGGCCUCUUUUACGAGACUGAAGCCAGAAAGGUGUUUUGUGAGGUCUUCAAAGAGAAACUCUAUGGUAAGAAGUACGUAUGGUUCCUCAUCGGCUGGUAUGCAGACAACUGGUUUAAGAUCAAAGAUCCAGCCAUCAAUUGCACAGUGGAGAACAUGACGGAAGCUGUGGAAGGGCACGUCACCACUGAAAUCGUAAUGCUAAACCCGGAGACCGUCCGCGGUGCCUCCAACCUGACCUCCCAAGAGUUCCUGGCCCAGCUGAUGUCACGUCUUGGGGGGAAGAACCCAGAAGAAACGGGUGGAUUUCAGGAAGCUCCGCUGGCGUAUGAUGCUGUAUGGGCUCUUGCACUGGCCCUCAAUAAAACGGUGGCCCCCCUGAGGGCCAAAGGCUGGACAUUAGAGGACUUCAACUACAACAACAAGGAAAUCACUGCUGAGAUUUACCGAGCCCUCAACACCAGCUCAUUUGAAGGAGUGUCUGGUCAUGUCGUGUUUGAUGCUCAAGGUUCACGUAUGGCUUGGACUCUCAUUGAGCAACUGCAAGGUGGGAGCUACAAGAAGAUUGGAUACUAUGACAGCACAAAAGGCAACCUGUCCUGGUACGGAAAUGACAAAUGGAUUGGCCUUGGGCCUCCGGCAGACCAGACCAAGGUGAUCGAGGAGUUUCGUUACCUUUCCCAGAAGCUCUUUGUAUCCGUGUCUGUCUUUGCCGGGCUGGGGAUCCUUCUGGGAAUAGUCUGCCUCUCCUUCAACAUAUACAACAGUAGCAUCAGAUACAUUCAGAACUCUCAGCCCUAUCUGAACAACAUGACGGCGGUGGGUUGUGUGCUGGCAUUAGCAGCUGUCUUUCCUCUGGGCAUCGAUGGCCUCCAUGUCCAUAGAUCACAGUUCCCUGUGGUCUGCCAGUUUCGCCUGUGGCUGCUAGGACUGGGCUUCAGUUUAGCCUAUGGCAGCAUGUUCACCAAGAUCUGGUGGGUUCACACCGUCUUCACCAAGAAAGAUGAGAAAAAAGAGAAGAGGAAGCACUUGGAGCCGUGGAAGCUAUAUGCGACCGUUGCAGUUCUUCUGGCUAUUGAUGUUCUCUCUCUGCUUAUCUGGCAGAUCGUGGACCCUCUGCACAUAACUGUGGAGAAGUUCACUAAAGAGGCUCCUAAAGAAGAUCUGGAUGUGUUGAUUCAGCCUCUUCUCGAGCACUGCAGUUCAGAGAAGAUGAACACGUGGCUUGGUGUGGUGUACGGCUACAAGGGACUUCUGCUGCUGCUGGGAAUCUUUCUGGCCUACGAGACCAAGUCCAUUUCCACAGAGAAGAUAAAUGACCAUAGAGCGGUUGGCAUGGCCAUCUACAAUGUAGCUAUACGGCGUUUGAUCACUCGUGGCGAGUGGCAGUCGGAACAGCAGGACACGCUGAAAACCGGCUCGUCCAACAACAACGAUGAGGAGAAGUCAAGACAGCUGGAGCGCGAGAACAGGGAACUCCAGAAGAUCAUUCAAGAGAAGGAAGAAAGAGUGACGGAGCUGCGGAAUCAGCUUGCAGAACGUCAGGCCUUGCGUUCUCGCAGACGCCCAUCCGUCCAGAAUCAGAACAGCGUCUCGUCGUCUCGGGCUGAGCCCCCCAGCUACUCCCCCACAACAGACAAACAGUCCCUGCCUGCGUCCUUCUCCAAUUCUUCCAACCUGUACCAGGACGAGGGCAAACUGAGCCGAAACAACUGCCACAACAGCCGUCUACCCCUGCUGUACAAAUGAGUCCGGGAUGGUGGAAUCUCAAGAAGGCAAUUAGCAAGGCCAAACUGCUGUCCGAAUGCUAUAGAGAUUCUGGUUGAAGCAGGAGUGAAGACGAGCUGAGUUACUUAAAUCAGGUUUGUGCUCUGCCGUUAUUGUGCCCUUGCCCUUGACUUAAAUCGGAGUUCUUCAAGGGGAACUGACUGUUUUUGCAAUUGGACCUCAGUAAAUCCCUUCGGAUAAAGCGUCUUUUAAACACUAGAGAACAGGGGUGUUAAGGAAGGAUUGUGUGGGUGCUGGAGCCAGACCCGGUCAAACAUUUCUUUGAAUUAUUUUGUUGAGUGACAGCGAAGGAAGAAGAGCGUGUCUCUGUGCUUCGCUUAGUAUUUGACGAGACUGUCACUUUAACGAGACAGACCUUGCAAUGCACCAACAGACGGUAUCCGAUGAAUCGUUCUCUCUCUCUCAUCCAGUUCACAAAGGAAAUGAGACAAGGUUUUAGCUGAACCUGUGAUUUACUUACUCCUGAAGGUGUUUGACCCGAGUCUGGUCGAUACUCUUAUUUUCCUCGUAUGCUUUCUCUCCUUUAAUCUCUACGGCCGUGUGCCAGGGUGCUUUAAUGGCUGUUCUUGUCCUUGUCUCACCCUCUCUGACAGUUUUUUACAACCGUAGUAUUAGAAGUGAAGUGGAGUGAAAUGGAAAAGAAUGAAAGAAGAGUCUGUUUUAGUUUGGACUGUAUUAGCAUCCCUCUUAUUAGCAUACAGUCGCGAUGCCAGAUACUUUUCAUGAGAUCAUCGCUUAUGGCUUAUUUGUUUGUCAAAUCAUCUGUGAUGUUUGUGAUUUGUGUUGCGUCACAGUUUGAGUAAAAAAAAAAACGAGCACAGGCCUCUACACAGCUUCUGUAGCUUUUGCACUUUUGGGCCAAAACAAACACACAUCUCACAUUAUACAGCAUUGUAAGAUUGAAUCAUUUGUAUUAUUGUUUUUUUUUUUUUUUUGGUGAGCACUCUGUCCAAAUUAUAGAUUUCUUUUGACAAAUUCAAGACCAUUACUUGGUCUGUGCAACAUCCAUCCAUCCAUCCAUCCAAAUUUAUUAUUAUAAAUAUCUCUAAA
Sinocyclocheilus grahami is the source of this 4155-nucleotide messenger RNA. RefSeq names its product gamma-aminobutyric acid type B receptor subunit 1-like. The transcript is spliced from 24 exons. The record is from RefSeq and is a predicted model, not a curated record. Gene Ontology annotation, molecular function: G protein-coupled GABA receptor activity. Gene Ontology annotation, biological process: gamma-aminobutyric acid signaling pathway; G protein-coupled receptor signaling pathway. Gene Ontology annotation, cellular component: G protein-coupled receptor heterodimeric complex; membrane. NCBI's taxonomy places the organism in Eukaryota, Metazoa, Chordata, Actinopteri, Cypriniformes, Cyprinidae. Bases 241 to 3066 code for a protein of 941 amino acids.